Trichoderma asperellum CBS 433.97 is the source of this 1029-nucleotide messenger RNA. RefSeq lists its product as uncharacterized. The record is from RefSeq and is a predicted model, not a curated record. Lineage: Eukaryota; Fungi; Ascomycota; Sordariomycetes; Hypocreales; Hypocreaceae. Gene Ontology annotation, biological process: carnitine transmembrane transport; mitochondrial transport. Gene Ontology annotation, cellular component: mitochondrial envelope. Gene Ontology annotation, molecular function: O-acyl-L-carnitine transmembrane transporter activity.
AUGUCUUCCUCCUCCUCCAGUCCCGCCGCCUCCCCCGCCGAGGCCGUCUCCCAGAUCGCCGACAAGAUCCCCUCCGCGCAAGAAGCCAAAGAGACCGCCCAGGCCGCUGCCCCCGCGGCGCAAUCCGCGCUGCUCUCCCAGCUGCGCGCCCUCACGGCCGGCGGCUUCGGCGGUGUCUGCGCCGUCGUCGUCGGCCACCCCUUCGACCUGGUCAAGGUGCGCCUGCAGACGGCCGAGCGCGGCGUCUACUCCAGCGCCAUUGACGUGGUGCGCAAGUCGGUCGCGCGCGAUGGCCUGAGGAGAGGCCUGUACGCCGGUGUGAGCGCACCGCUGGUUGGAGUGACUCCCAUGUUCGCCGUGUCCUUCUGGGGUUACGAUCUCGGCAAGCAAAUCGUCGGCGCCACCUCGACCAUCGGCCCCGACGGCCUCUCGACCGGCCAGCUCGCCGCCGCCGGCUUCCUCUCCGCCAUCCCCAUGACCGCCAUCACCGCUCCCUUUGAGCGCGUCAAGGUCAUCCUCCAGGUCCAGGGCCAGACGCAGCUCGCCCCCGGCGAAAAGCCCAAAUACAACGGCGGCCUCGACGUCGUGCGCCAGCUCUACCGCGAGGGCGGCCUGCGCUCCGUCUUCCGCGGCAGCGCAGCCACCCUCGCCCGCGACGGUCCCGGAAGCGCCGCCUACUUCGCCGCCUACGAGGUCAUCAAGCGCAAGCUGAGCCCUACCGAUCCCGAGACCGGCAAGCCCACCGGCCAGCUGAGCUUGACGGCCAUUACGUGCGCUGGUGCCGGUGCCGGCGUGGCCAUGUGGAUUCCCGUCUUCCCCGUUGAUACCGUCAAGUCCCGCCUGCAGACCGCCGAGGGCAACGUCACCAUCGGAGGCGUCAUCCGCGAGCUGUACGGCAAGGGCGGCUACAAGGCCUUCUUCCCUGGCUUUGGACCGGCGCUCGCUCGUGCCGUUCCUGCGAACGCUGCUACCUUCUUGGGCGUUGAGCUGGCGCACCAGGCUAUGAACAAGAUGUUUGGUUCAAACUAA